CUUCCUUUUGCCGUAAAGUGUAGUGUGCGGAGCUGACCGUCUAACGUGGGCCACGAUGCCUCCUAAAAAACCAGCGGCACCGCAACCCAACAAGAAAACAGAUCAGAAAAAGAAAGAGAAGACAAUCGAGGACAAAACUUUUGGCUUAAAAAACAAGAAGGGGGCCAAGCAGCAAAAAUUUAUAAAAAAUGUCACUCACCAAGUUAAAUUUGGUGCGCAAAACCCUCGCCUGGUUGCACAGACUGAGGGCGACAAGAAAGGAAAGAAAGAUGACAAAAUGAAAGAACUACUUCAACUGAAUGAACUAUUUAGACCAGUUGUAGCUGCACAAAAGGUCAGCAAAGGGGCAGAUCCAAAAUCGGUUGUGUGUGCUUUCUUCAAGCAAGGGCAGUGCACCAAAGGAGAUAAAUGCAAAUUCUCUCACGAUUUAACUCUGGAAAGAAAAUGUGAGAAAAGAAGUGUUUAUGUUGAUCAGAGAGAUAGUGACCUUGAAAAAGAUACAAUGGAGAACUGGGAUGAAAAAAAAUUGGAGGAGGUAGUGAACAUGAAGCACGGUGAGGCAGAAAAGAAAAAACCUAAAACACAAAUAGUUUGCAGAUAUUUCCUUGAAGCAAUUGAAAACAACAAGUAUGGAUGGUUUUGGGUUUGCCCAGGAGGUGAUGUCUGCAUGUACCGCCAUGCACUCCCUGCUGGAUUUGUGCUUAAAAAAGAUAAAAAGAAAGAAGAGAAGGAGGAAGAAAUUUCAUUGGAAGACUUAAUAGAAAGAGAGCGUGCUGCCCUUGGGCCCAAUGUUACCAGAAUUACCUUAGAAUCUUUUCUUGCAUGGAAAAAACGAAAAAGGCAAGAAAGAAUUGAAAAAGCAGAAGAAGACAUGGAGAGGAGAAAGGCAGAUUUCAAAGCAGGAAAAUCUUUUGGGAUCAGUGGUCGUGAAGUUUUUGAAUUCCGACCUGAACUUGUGGAUGAUGAUGAUGAAGAAGCAGAUGAUACACACUAUAGCCUAGACAUGGAGGACAGGGAUGAAACUCAAGAUAAUGAUGAUGAUGUGAAAGACAUAGAUCUGAGCAGAUUUGUUCCAAAAGAUGUUGAUGAUACUGGUAUUACAGUUGCCAGUCAUGAACGAUUCAGCACAUAUGUUACAUCAAAAGUUAAAGACGAUACUAAGUUAAGUGAAGCAUCAGGAGGUGAAAUUGAAAAUGGAGAACAAAGUGACCUGGAAGAGGAUAAUGAAGAUGAGGAUCAGGAAAAUGGUCUUGUGGAUGCUGUGCCUGUUGAUGAAAAUCUGUUUACUGGAGAGGACUUGGAUGACCUUGAGGAAGAACUAAACACACUUGAUUUAGAAGAAUGAAAAAUAAACAAUCCAGACUCAUUUUUUUUUUCAUCUAGGAUUCCUUAAUGGGAUGUUUAACACCUACAAAGCUGCUUCAGAAGGGCACAUCAGAACUUUUAUUUUCUUUGUCUUUUGUGUUCUCAUUUCGACUUCAUCUAAAAAUUGGUUCAUAGGAAUGAGGAAUUAAGAUCAAAGUCGGAUAUUGUGAUGCAUAGUUUGUUUUGUUAAAUAAAACAGAAUAAAUUAUUGCGGACAAAGUAGCUGCUUUGUUUCCUUUUAAAAACUGUCUUUCCAAAGAUAAUUAUACUUCUGAAAACUUUUCAGCAAAAUCUAUUUUAGUCACUGACUAUUCCAGAAAAUAAUUUUCAAAAUCACACAUUAAACAUAAAUUUCAAAUUAUGUUCUGUACUGUAUUUGUACACAUUUUAGAGAAAGAUACAGAUCUGUUAAACAUAGUAUCUCUAGCAAAAAAUAUUUUAAACUUCUCAUAUAUCAACAAAAUGUAAAUAAAGGCUAUUCACUUAACUUCA
This is a messenger RNA of Bombina bombina (fire-bellied toad), 1857 nucleotides long. RefSeq names its product zinc finger CCCH-type containing 15 (gene ZC3H15). The record is from RefSeq and is a predicted model, not a curated record. Gene Ontology annotation, biological process: cytoplasmic translation. Gene Ontology annotation, cellular component: cytosol. The transcript has 10 exons. NCBI's taxonomy places the organism in Eukaryota, Metazoa, Chordata, Amphibia, Anura, Bombinatoridae. Bases 56 to 1345 code for a protein of 429 amino acids. Gene Ontology annotation, molecular function: metal ion binding; mRNA binding.